UGAUCUUUGCCUGGCUCCGGCUUGUGGAGGGAGGGGCUCGAGUUACAGCAUUUCCACCCCCCCUUCCCUGGCCAGAGCUGGCCCUUCCCCGCCCCUUGGUGACCCUUGUGGCCAGUAGCUCUGAGCUUCAGGGCCUCUGGCCCCUCCCCAGCCCUCCUUUCUCUCCCCUUGGUGCUGCCCAAGGCUGGGAAGCCACCCCACCCCCAGUGGUUGGGAGAGGGGCCAGGCUGAGGAGAGUGAGGCAGCUCCGUGGAUAGAUAGGCUCUGAGAGCUCUUGGCCCUAGAUCCUGCCAUUUGAGGGUGCAAGGAGGGAGCAUCUGCUGUAAACCCCAGACUUGGGGGUGGGGGGCUAAAGCAGGAACUGAGCCAUCCGAGGAAAGGGAGGACCAUCCAAGGCUGGGGCAGCCGUCCAAGACCUGAGGGUGGAUGCCUGCAGGGAGUCCCAGGUCUGUGGGGUCUGAGGGGCCAGCAGCCAUAUCUCCCGACCCCCUGCCCCGGGGUCCCCAUGCCCUCCCCGCAGCUGCUCCUGCCUCUGCUGCUCAUCACCGGCAUCACCGGGCCCGCCUCGGUGGCCGGGCCGCUGCCAGAGCCUGGGAGCCACCCUGGUGUGUGCCCCAACCAGCUCAGCCCCCACCUGUGGGUAGACGCCCAGAGCACCUGUGAGCGCCAGUGCACCGGGGACCAGGACUGCGUGGCUUCUGAGAAGUGCUGUACCAAUGUGUGUGGGCUGCAGAGCUGCGUGGCUGCCCGCUUCCCUGACGGUGGCCUCAUGGCAUCUGCGGCGGCGCGGGUGGCAGCCUCCUGCGAGGGCUUCCAGUGCCCACAGCAGGGUGCUGACUGUGACAUCUGGGGUGGGCAGCCCGUGUGCCGCUGCCGAGACCGCUGCGAGAAGGACCCCAGCUUCACCUGCGCCUCGGACGGCCUCACCUACUACAACCGCUGCUACAUGGAUGCCGAGGCCUGCCUCCACGGCCUCCGCCUGCACGUGGUGCCCUGCAAGCACGUCCUCAGCUGGCCGCCCAGCAGCCCAGGCCCACCCGGGACCACCGCCCGCCCAACUCCUGAGGCCACCCUGAUGCCACCUGCCCUGUACAGCAGUCCUUUACCACAGGUGGUGCACGUGGGAGGCACGGCCAGCCUCCUCUGUGAUGUCAGCGGCCAGCCUCCGCCCACGGUGACCUGGGAGAAGCAGAGCCACCAGCGGGAGAACCUCAUCAUGCACCCUGACCAGAUGUACGGCAACGUCGUGGUCACCAGCAUAGGGCAGCUGGUUCUCUACAACGCCCAGCCGGAGGAUGCCGGCCUGUAUACCUGCACCGCACGCAACGCGGCCGGGCUGCUGCGUGCCAACUUUCCCCUCUCUGUGGUGCAGCGUGCGCUGGCCAGGGACCGGGCUCCGGGAGUUCCAGCCCCGGCCCAGUGCCUGCCCGACACGCAGACCUGCGCCAGCCUCUCCGUGCCCCACCGCGUCCUCUGGCACUUUGACCCUCUGAGGGGCAGCUGCAUGACCUUCCCGGUCCUCGAAUGCGACGGAGCCAUGCAGGGCUUUGAGACGUAUGAGGCCUGCCAGCAGGCCUGUGCCCGCAGCCCUGGAGACACCUGCCUGCUGCCCGCCGUGCAGGGGCCAUGCCAGGGCUGGGAACCACGCUGGGCCUACAGUCCACUGCUGCAGCAGUGUCACCCCUUCAUGUAUAGUGGGUGUGAGGGCAACAGCAACAACUUUGAGAGCCGGGAGAGCUGUGAGGAAGCCUGCCCGGUGCCACGCAGGCCGCCUUGCAGGGCCUGUCGCCUCCAGAGCAAGCUGGCUCUGAGCCUGUGCCGCAGUGACUUUGCCAUCGUGGGGCGGCUCACGGAGGUGCUGGAGGAGCCUGAGGCCACAGGGGGUGUCGCCCGCGUGGCCCUCGACGAUGUGCUCAAGGAUGACAAGAUGGGUCUCAAGUUCCUGGGCACCAGGUACCUGGAGGUGACCCUGAAUGGUAUGGACUGGUCCUGCCCCUGUCCCAAUGUGACCGUGGGUGAUGGGCCGCUGGUUAUUAUGGGUGAGGUGCGUGAUGGUGUGGCUGUCCUGGAUGCUGGCAGCUAUGUCCGUGCUGCCAGUGAGAAGCGUAUCAAGAAGAUCAUGGAGCUGCUGGAGAAGAGGACCUGUGAUCUGCUCAAUCGCUUCCAAGACUAGCCUCGCUUGCCAGCCUUACUCUUUUCCUUCUUCCUACUGAAU
Dipodomys spectabilis (banner-tailed kangaroo rat) is the source of this 2215-nucleotide messenger RNA. It is a transcript of the gene Wfikkn1, whose product is annotated as WAP, follistatin/kazal, immunoglobulin, kunitz and netrin domain containing 1. The record is from RefSeq and is a predicted model, not a curated record. Gene Ontology annotation, molecular function: serine-type endopeptidase inhibitor activity; transforming growth factor beta binding; receptor antagonist activity. NCBI's taxonomy places the organism in Eukaryota, Metazoa, Chordata, Mammalia, Rodentia, Heteromyidae. Gene Ontology annotation, biological process: negative regulation of transforming growth factor beta receptor signaling pathway. Gene Ontology annotation, cellular component: extracellular region.